GCCAUUUUACUGUCCUUCAGUAUAUAUUUGCAAGACAAGUGGUAAAGACUGAUCUGUAGUUAGCGCGAGUUUAUAUUUUAUGUUUGUAUAAUGAUGUUACAAUUAUCACCAGAAAUUAUUCGGCAGUACUCAUCAGUCUUCAUAGUAAACCUAAGUGUGCUAACGACAGGCAUGAGUGUGGGUUGGUCGUCACCAAUGCUAGUCAAAUUAGCUGAUCCCUUACAAACUCCACUCAGUCGUCCUAUCACAGAAAAUGAAGCAUCUUGGAUCGUAUCCUUGGGAUACCUUAUUAGUUCCUUUUCAAACGUUAUAGGCAGUUUUCUAUUAGACAAAAUAGGCAGGAAAUACAGUGUACUUGCAUGUGCGGUACCGAAGCUAUCUAUGGCGAUCUUCCUUAUCUUCGUGACAGAAGUAUGGAUGGUAAUAUUCGCACGAGCGUUCAUGUUGCUAAACGACUGUUUCUUGUUUUGUGUCGUUCCGGUUUACGCUGCUGAAAUUGCCAGUAAAACACAACGUGGUUCUCUUGGAACAUUCCUUCAGUUAUUUUCUUCACUGGGAGUUGUAAUUACCCUGUCUGUGGGUCCGUUUGUAUCCUACUACACAUACAGUUAUAUAUUACUAGCUAUGGUAGUAAUUACUACUAUACCAGUGUUAAUUUUACCUGAGAGUCCAUUCUUUCAAUAUUCUCAGGGAAAAACAGAUGAAGCAUUAAAAACACUAACAGAAAUACGAGGUUCCGAGACACAAGCGAAACUAGAAUUGGAAGACUACGAAAAAUCUGCUGAAAAUUCAAUAAAAAUCAGCAAAGUCGAAUUAUUAAAAAACAAAAUAUUCUUGAAAUCACUUCUGCUUUGUUUUCUUUUGUAUGGGGGUUCGCAGUUAGUUGGUUUCAAUGCUGUCUCGUUUUAUUUGCAAACAAUAUUAAUAUCAACAAAGACAAAUGUUGCUCCGGAAAUUGCGUCAGUGAUUAUUGGUGUCAUUCAGACGAUGGGAAGUUUAUCAGUCACUUUGUUGACGGCAAUAUUCGAGAGAAAACGCAUCUUAAUACUAUCAUUGAGUGGCAUGUUUAUUGGAAUGAUCGGCUUGGGAGUAUUCUUUCAACUGUCUUCCCCAGAAUUUAAUGUUACUGGAUUUAUGAAUUAUCUGCCAAUAAUUUCACUAAUAAUUGUAGUUUUCUGCUAUUCAGCUGGAUUUGGAUCAUUGAUCUGGCCAAUAGGUGCCGAAUUAUUCGAAGGCCCAUCAAGAGCCUUCGGUACAACAUUAGGGCUAGUGGUUUGCCAAUUAACAAUUUUCGCAACAUCUAAGUACUUUUUCGAUAUGACGUCAGUUCUAGGACCAGCGUCGACAUAUUGGUUUUUUAGCGGAAUGUGUGUCAUUGUUGGCAUUUUAGUUGCGCUAUUUUUACCCGAAACUAAGGAUAAAACAUUUAGUGAAAUUCAGGAUUCAUUGGGGAAAACUGAGAAGGGUGUAAGCUAAAUUCACUUUAAUUAGUUUUUGUAUAACUAAUAUUUUAGGCUAGUGAACAGCCUGCCAGCCACUGUGUGUGUGUUUAAAUUUACAUGUAAUAAAUGUCAGGAGUAUCUGUAUAAUAUAUAUUGCGUAUAUAUUAGCAAGUUGUACUAGAUAAUCAAAUAUAUGAGAUGUAAGACCUAAGU
Molecule: messenger RNA, 1655 nt
Organism: Pieris rapae (cabbage white)
Lineage: Eukaryota; Metazoa; Arthropoda; Insecta; Lepidoptera; Pieridae
Product: facilitated trehalose transporter Tret1
Exons: 7
Coding region: 91-1476 (461 amino acids)
Biological process (GO): transmembrane transport
Cellular component (GO): membrane
Molecular function (GO): transmembrane transporter activity
Source: RefSeq, a predicted model, not a curated record